Camelina sativa (false flax) is the source of this 1050-nucleotide messenger RNA. Lineage: Eukaryota; Viridiplantae; Streptophyta; Magnoliopsida; Brassicales; Brassicaceae. The record is from RefSeq and is a predicted model, not a curated record.
UCAAAACAAAGAAACAACAUUUACAACCAAAAUAUCUCAUAUUCCACUAAUAUUCUAUCAAAUCGAAAUUGUACUCAUUAUCUCCCUGAUUAUUCGCUAACUCUAAUAUUUCAUCUCCUUAAACGAAUCUCAUUUACUCGACCUAAUCAUAAUCCUAUAAAUAUGACUUCUUUGCCAAACCGACUUAACAUAAGCAACCACAUUCAUACAAUACUCGCAAGAAACCAUAAACACUUUUCUUCAACCGAUGGCUGCUACUUUUGCCUUCCUAAAAGAUGUUAGACCCUACAAGACCGCCUGGAGGGUACAAGUGAAGGUACUCCAUGCAUGGUGUCAAAGUACUGGUGAAUCUCUUGAGUUGGUUGUCUCAGAUUCUCUGGGCAAAAAAAUUCAUGCAUCAGUUAAGAAGGAGUUGGUUACCAAGUACGCGAAUAGGCUCCCUGUUGGAAACUGGGUUUUCAUUGAGACUUUCGGACUUAGCUACGCAACUGGUCAGUUCAGACCAACUACCCAUCUGUACAAGAUGGCCUUCAUCACCGGAACUUUGGUGUUGCAGAGUGAUCCUGUAUCUGACUCUACCUUCCUGUCAUUAACAAAGUUUCGGAAGAUCCAAAGUGGGGAAGCUAAUCCCAAUAUUUUGGUUGGUAAGUAUAUAUAGAUUUAUAUUUCAUUACAACUUUCCAGUAAAAAUGAUUUACUAACCAUAUUAUAAUUUUCAGAUGCUAUUGGCCAAAUUGUAAGCGUUGGUGAGUUGGAGAAUCUGGAAGCCAACAAUAAGCCAAACACAAGGCUUGACUUCGAGCUUAGAGAUGAAACGUAAUUAUGUCUUACACAAUGAAGUUAUAUAUAUUGAUACUUAUACUAUCUAUACAUAAAUAUAUUAUCUAAUCGAUAUACUUCUUCUAUUGUAUAGAGAUGAGAGGAUGACAUGUACCUUAUGGGGUUCCUUUGCCGAGAGGGUUUUCAGAUCAUGUCAACAUUCUGAUGGAAGCAUCAUCAUUUGUGUUCUCCGCUUUGUGAAGAUAAAAUCCUACAAGGGUAAAGACUUCA